CGUGUUGGCGAGAGGUUCAUGUCCAAAAAGCACACCGAACCGAGGGAGUGCAAGCAACAGAACGAGCAAAGAGCCAGAGAGAAAAAAAAAAACACAUACACACACCAAAAACAGAGGGAGAGAGAGCACAUCUCUGAAUGUUAACCACGUCCUGCUCUUCUGCAGCACAGGCUGGACCUAAGACUGUCGCUCAUCACAAGUGGAGAGAAUCAACAGGGAAAGUAACGUGUGUGUCACCGAGAGCUUGGGGCUGCCGCAGAUAGCGAGAGAGGAAGAGAGAGAGAGGCACAGAUGUGAUUGUUUUUGCCUUCACUAAGUGUCACUGAAGGUUUGUGUUGCUUCUGAUCGUUUGAUGGGAGACUUUCACGGGAAUCCUCGCGGUGCCAAUGAAAGCUUUUAAAAUUAAAACUGCUGCUCUUCGACUGCAGGGAGGAAAAGCAAAAUAAGAGUUUUUUUUUCUCUCUCUCCCUUGCGGUCUUGUUCGAGUCACAGAGAAGCAGCUGCCGCCGCUUAUUUUUAGUGAAGAUAGGCGCGCACACACACAGAUAGAUAUUCAUCCAGUCGGUGUGUGUGUGUGUGUGCAGCAUGCAAAAUUCUCGGCAGCUGCAUUUCGUGAAAUCGGAAGGAACACAUCGCAAGCCUUGAAACUGGAACAUCGCCUGCGUCGCAUUUUGCAAACGCUUGGAUUUCAUUUGGAGGAAAAACAGGAAGGCAGAUUUCGCAUGUAGUGCCGCGAGCCGUGCAAACAUCUUUUGGGUGGUUAAGGGGAAAAGGGGAGAAAAGUGUUCGGUACGAUUGCUAGUUUUCCCCCAUUAAGGAUUUAUAAUGCAAGAUGGUGACGAGAGACUUCUGUCGUCAAACUCAAUCACGAUUUGAAAUGAUUACUGUAAGGUGUAUCGAUGCUCACUCACUGCUGUAGGCUCGUCUGUUUUCCGAGCUGUAAAUCAACAGGUUUAACACCAAAAAAAAGGGGGAAGAAAAUAGCAAGUUUUGGUAAUGUACCUGCAUAUUGUGAUUUUUCUCUUACUCUGGACUGGAGCUCUGACCUUGAAGAAUUUGAAAUACACCAUCCUGGAAGAACAGGGACCCGGGACCGUAAUCGGGAACAUUGCAAAAGAUGCUCGCUUGGCGACCAGUCUCGAGCAGAGGAAGCCUAACUUUCGGGUUUUGGAAAAUUCCGCCCCACAUUUGUUGGAUGUCGACCGGGAAAGCGGUUUACUUUACACCAAGCAACGCAUCGACCGGGAGACUGUGUGCAAAAGGGCUGCCAAGUGUGUCGUCUCGCUGGAAGUGUUCGCCAACGACAAGGAGCUCUGCAUGAUCAAAGUGGAGAUCCUGGACAUCAAUGAUAAUGCGCCAAGUUUUUCCACCGAGCAGAUCGAGGUCGAGAUCCCCGAGAACGCGGCACCGGGGACGCGCAUUCCCCUGACGAGCGCGCACGACCCCGACACCGGCCAAUUCGGCCUCCAGACCUACGAGCUGAACAGCCCGAACCGGCUAUUCGGCCUGGAGGUGAAGUCCCGGGGAGACGGCACCAAGUUCCCUGAGCUGAUCAUCCAGAGGCCGCUGGACAGGGAGGAGCAGCCUCGCCAUGUGCUGCUGGUGACGGCGCUGGACGGCGGCGACCCCCCCAAGUCCAGCUCGGUGCAGGUGAAGCUGGAGGUGGUGGACACGAACGACAACAGCCCGUCCUUCGAGGAGCCCAGCCUGACGGUGGAGAUCAGCGAGAACACGCCGGUCGGCACCUUCCUGAUCGACGUGAACGCCACGGACCCAGACGAAGGCACGAACGGAGAGGUGGUUUACUCCUUCAGCCCGUAUGUGACCGAGCGGAUCCGCCAGCUUUUCGCCAUUGAUCCGCACUCCGGGGUGAUCAAACUCCGCGGGAAGAUUGACUACGAGGAGAGCAGCAUUUACGACAUCGAUGUGCAGGCGAAGGAUUUGGGUCCGAACUCCAUCCCGGCUCACUGUAAAGUGUCGGUGCGGGUCAUCGACGUUAACGACAACGCUCCCGCCGUUAACUUUGUGUCGGUUCACCAGGGCUCCAUCAGCGAGGCGGCUCCCCCCGGCACCGUCAUCGCCCUGGUCAAAGUUACCGACCGGGAUUUCGGCCGCAAUGGUCAGCUGCAGUGCCGGGUACUUGGUAACGUGCCCUUCAAACUGGAGGAAAACUACGACAACUUCUACACGGUGCUGACCGAGCGGCCCCUGGACCGGGAGCUGACCGAUGAGUAUAACCUGACCAUCGUGGCCCGCGACAACGGCUCGCCCCCCCUCAACGCCACCCGCUCGUUCACGGUGAAGGUGGCGGAUGAGAACGACAACCCUCCCCGCUUCACCAAGCCGGUGUACGUGCUGCAAGUGCACGAGAACAACAUCCCGGGGGAGUACCUGGGCUCGGUGCUGGCCCACGACCCUGACCUGGGGCAGAACGGCACCGUCUCCUACUCCAUCUUGCCGUCCCGGGUGGGCGAUGUCUCCAUCUACACCUACGUGUCGGUCAACCCGUCCAACGGCGCCAUCUACGCCCUCCGCUCCUUCAACUAUGAGCAGACCAAAUCCUUCGAGUUCAAAGUGUUGGCCAAAGACUCGGGGACCCCCCACCUGGAGAGUAACUCCACGGUCAGGGUCACCGUGCUGGAUGUGAACGACAAUGCGCCGGUCAUCGUGCUGCCGGUGCUGCAGAACGACACGGCCGAGAUCCACGUGCCCCGGAACGCCGGCCUGGGCUACAUCGUGGCCACGGUGCGGGCCGUGGACAGCGACUACGGCGACAGCGGCCGCCUCUCCUACGAGAUCGCCGAGGGCAACGAGCAGCACCUCUUCGACAUGGACCCGAGCAGCGGCGAGAUCCGCACGGCGCAGCCUUUCUGGGAGGAGGUGUCCCCCAGCGCCGAGCUGGUGGUCAGGGUGUCUGACCACGGCAAGCCGUCCCUGUCGGCCGUGGCCCGCCUGGUCAUCGUGGCCUACCUGGGGGUGGCCCCCAAGGACGAGCACCGGGUCAACCAGGAGCAGCGGCACUGGGACAUGUCGCUGCCCCUCAUCGUCACCCUGAGCUCCAUCUCGGUCAUCCUGCUGACCUCCAUGGUCACCAUCGCCGUCAAAUGCAGGAGAGAGAACAAGGAGAUCAGGACGUACAACUGCAGGAUCGCCGAGUACUCGCACCCCCACCUGGGCAAGAGCAGCAAGAAGAAGAAGAUCAACAAGAACGACAUCAUGUUGGUCCAGAGUGAAGUGGAGGAGAGAGAUGUCAUGAACGUGGUGAGCAGUCCCUCCCUGGCCUCUUCUCCCGUUUAUUUCGAUUACCAGACGCGCCUGCCGCUCAGCUCCCCCAGGUCAGAAGUCAUGUACCUGAAGCCCACCUCCAACAACCUGACCGUCCCCCAGGGCCAUGUGGUCUGUCACACUUUCUCCGGACAGGGUUCAAAUCCGACCGACGUAACGUCAACAAGAAUGUCACUGAUUCAGACAGACAAUUUUCCCACAGAGCCCAAUUACAUGGGCAGCAGGCAGCAGUUUGUUCAAAGUAAUUCCACGUUCAAAGAUCCAGAGAGAGUUAGUUUGAGGGACAGUGGACACGGAGACAGUGACCAAGCUGACAGCGAUCAGGACACUAAUAAAGGCUCCUGCUGUGACAUGUCUGCCAAGGACGCACUCAAGAUAAAAUCUGCAACAACCAAACCCCCAGUCCCUGAACAAGAGAAGGAGGACUGUGUCAACUGUACAGAUGAAUGCCGUGUCUUGGGCCACUCAGAUAAGUGUUGGAUGCCUCAGUUCCCUGUUUCGAACCAAGCUGAAUGUUCAGAUUAUCGCCGGAAUCUUUUUGUACCAGCAGUAGAAGCCACAGUUGAAUCAGAAACUCAAGAAAACACAACACCUGCUGGGAAAAAAACUUUCUGUACUUUUGGGAAGGACAAACGAGAGCACACCAUUCUCGUUGCAAAUGUAAAACCCUAUUUAAAAGCUAAGCGCGCUCUAAGUCCUCUCUUGCAAGAGGUCUCAUCAGCUGCAAGCAGUCCAGACAAGACUUCAGUUGCAGGCAGUAACAGCUCAAGUAAACGACCUCUGGUUGCAUUUGAGGUGAAGCAGAAAAUGGCUGACACAUCAACAGAGUCAACCGCCCAAUAUUUAACAUCUGAUACCCACUACCCAUCACCUGAUAAACAACGUGACAGCCACUUCAUUACACCUGAAGCAGUGGCAACGGUCUUUGCAGAUGUACACUCCAGAGUUGGCCGGGAGUUCAAUGAUGUGGACACUGUCCUGGACCAGUACGAACCCUCUAGCCGGGAGCUAGGACGGGAAGAUGUGGACGCUGAGCAGGUAGUUCGAGAAAUCGACAAACUUUUACAAGAUUGUCGAGGAAAUGACCCUUCAACUGUGAGAAAGUGAACAUUGUGUAAUUAGUGACAGUUGACUACCUUUCUUCUAAAGGACAAAUCACUCAAAAGUGUCAAAGCAGCAUUUUUUUCAGAUGGUGAAGCACCAAUGGCAGAAUACAAGGAAAGAUGAUGUUGGUUAGUGUCUGUGAGUUAGAAUUCAAAGUGCCCAUUUGUGCACUUUUCAUUGUUUUUUUUCGUGUCAAAGGAAACAGAAAAUACUUACGUUUUCACCAGAAAAGUUAUGAAAAAUGGCUAUGUUUCAUUCACUGAAUUGAAUUGACAAUCUCAAUAUAUGCCCUUCCUUGCAAUGAAAAAGUGGAAAGUGCAGGUGUUGUCAAGCUAAUCACCUCUGUAUAAAAAAAAAUACAUUGUUUAACAGGAAACAAUGAGGGGCAGAAUUGAUAAGAAGCAGGUAUCAGCUUUCCAGUAAAACAUUGCAAAUCUUUAAUUCAGAGUGUACAGUUAUUGUCAGCUGAUGUAGAUGUCCUUAUGAACUAGGUUUAUCUGCAGUGAACAUUGCAUCAUUGAUUGUCACCUCAUGGGAUAGUUCAUUCUGAAUCAUUAAGCAAUGAUGCACAUCUAGAUAUUUUGUAUAAACCCACUUUAAAAUAUUUCUGUAAAAUGUGUUGUUUAAACAAAAUACAUUUGCCCCAUGCUCUCAGACUGAAUACAAAACAAGUACAAAAUGGUUAUUCUGGUUAUUCUCUAAGCUGUACUACCAAAGAGUGACAUUUUAGUGUCCAGUUGUUUAAAUUCCUCCUCUACAUUUUAGUCAUCAAAAUGUUGUCACCCUAUUAUUGUCCAAUGGUAAAAUAUAUUGUGUCCCAGAUGAAGAAAUACUGUUCCAUAUUUGUAGAUGGACACUAAAAUGACUCGUUAAGGGGAAUACCUAUUAAGUACUAGCAAAGCAAAACAUAUUGAUGUGCAAAUGUAAGAAUCAUGGAGUGUUUACACUGAAUCUAGCUUUUUAAUUGAUUUAUUGCAAUAUCAGUGCAUAUGAGCCAAACUUGUUAAUUGUACUAAAAGCUAUAUUGUGUAUUUUAUUAAAUUAAUAUAUAGUUGUGUUGCAAAAUAUUUGGGCUUAUAUUGUAUUUGGCAAAUGUUGCCUUAGUAGCUGUCGAACUCUAUGAGUUUAAUUUCACUAUUUUCCCCUUUUUCCCUUUGAAAUGUGGGAAGCAGUGUACACAAGCAGAUUCUGUUUAACAAGCCAGUAAUGUAUGCUUCAAAGUAACCCUUCAAGUAUAUCAACCAUUCAAAGUAUGGUGACUGAAUUAGAAAUGUGUAUUUGUCAGUAAUAUCUUGGAAUUGUCUCCAUAUUUUGAAACGUUUCUAUAUUGUUGAGUUUUUUAUCGUGUGCGCUGCAGUUUAUGUAGAAUCGACCGAAGUCAGGUUAACUCAACUUGAUAGCUAAAAAGGAGCAACACCCUGGCUUAAUAAUUGCUCACACAAGAGGUGAUAACUAAGAAAAGCAACUUGAGUUGAAAAUUCAUCUGUGACACUAUUUAGUCACAUUACUGCCUCUUCAUUAUUUAGUCACGUUACUGUCCAUUUUUGUGAAGUGUUUUCCAUUAAGUCCAUAUCAGCUUAAUAAAAACAUAACCUCAAGAUUUUAAUUAACAACAAAAUAUAAAAAAGUAAUGCUGAAUAGCAAUGAGGUCUUUGCACAGGCUCAUUAAGCUGUACUUUCAGGCUAUUUGUUUUCUAAUUUGAGUAGAAGUCACCAAGGUCAACAGCUAGUCUUGAUAGCCAGCAUAAUAUACACCCACUCAUUAUUGCCUAAUUACAUUAUUUUGGCAUCAAGCACCAUUAAUCAGAGCAGUAUUCAGGAGGGAUUUUUGCUAUCAAGGUUUGUUGACGUGAAAUGUAAUUGAAUGAAGCCUGAUUGAGGUCCUGACUUCCCCAGCUCCCCUUGGUCCUUGGGCCGGUGCUCUGCAUUUAUCAAUCCCUGUCACCCCAUAGGGCUCAGAGCUACACUGGGCAACUGGUGAGAACAGCAUAUGUUGUAUGGAAUAACUCAACUGCUAUUGUUAAAUGGCUGUGUUUUAAUGUGAUCUAUCUGGAAAAUGAGGACAAAGAAUUAAAGCAAUUACUAACAUCA
This is a messenger RNA of Carcharodon carcharias (great white shark), 6480 nucleotides long. It is a transcript of the gene pcdh17, whose product is annotated as protocadherin 17. Gene Ontology annotation, biological process: homophilic cell-cell adhesion. The coding region runs from base 997 to 4392 and encodes 1131 amino acids. Lineage: Eukaryota; Metazoa; Chordata; Chondrichthyes; Lamniformes; Lamnidae. Gene Ontology annotation, molecular function: calcium ion binding. Gene Ontology annotation, cellular component: plasma membrane. The record is from RefSeq and is a predicted model, not a curated record. The transcript has 4 exons.